AUGGGUAUGUGCAACUACCACAGACUGGGACCCAAUGGAGUGGCAGAGAUCACCAUGCAUGUGCUAGAAGGCCAAAUUCUCUUGACCCAGGAAGCCAUCAACACCCUGGGAUUGGGGCACACCAAAUUGGACAAUUACAAGGUCAAUGCCCUCAAGCAAUCUGACAGAGAUUGCAAGACACCACCAACACUGAGGAUGACAAAUUUGGACCCCAUCUCUAUGGGAAUGCACAACCAGGGUGCCACUCACGUCAGUGCCUCUCAGAGGUGUAAGUGGAUCACCAACUUUAACAAUGUCAAGGUGAUGAAAAAAAUUGGAAAAGGCACAUUGGGCACCAUCUACACCACCAAGGUCAAGGCAUAUGGCAACAGUGAAUUGGCCAUCAAGCACUUCAACAAGCAGUCAGCUCUGGGUGAGAACACGCUCUUGAAGAUCUUUCAGGAGAGCACCAACCUCACCAACCUCCAACACACCAACAUUCUGAUCUUUUCAGUUGCACACAUGCACUGA
Messenger RNA from Acanthamoeba castellanii str. Neff, 510 nucleotides. RefSeq lists its product as uncharacterized. Gene Ontology annotation, biological process: protein phosphorylation. Lineage: Eukaryota; Discosea; Longamoebia; Acanthamoebidae. The record is from RefSeq and is a predicted model, not a curated record. Bases 1 to 510 code for a protein of 169 amino acids. Gene Ontology annotation, molecular function: ATP binding; protein kinase activity. The transcript is spliced from 3 exons.